CCUGUCUGCGCCUCCCGCCGCCCGCUGCUGCCCGCUGGGCUUUCCCCCCCUCCUUCCCAAUUGAGUUUGGGCGCCAAGCCCCCGAGUGCUCGUCACGCUGGACCCUGGCACGGAACCCUGGCAUCACGACUCGGAGGCCGAGAUUCUCCCCUGGAGUCACCCAGGUCUGCUGUGUGUUGUGUGAGUGCGUGAGUGUGUGUGUGUGUGUGCGUUCCCAGAUUUUAGCUUUCGAAGAGGUUCAGAAUGUCUGGCUACUGCCUUCUCCUAGGAGGAGGAGGUGUCCGAGUUCAGCAUCCCUGUUAGCGUCCGUAAGGGCUGGGAUGGCUCCAGCAGGUUUUAGGUCUCCUUGCUAGGACUACUCCUUUGGUAGUGCACUUAGGACGUGCACCCCUGCUGCCUGUUUGGACACCACCUCUUCAGCUCGGGGGAAGGGGAGAAGUCUCUUUACUGUAUCCCAGUUUGCACUUGAUCUUGCCCAGCACCCCUCUGAAGGCUCCCACCUGCAGAAGAGCCCUCUGUAGUUCCUGUGGAGAGUGGGAAGGGUCCCCCUAGGCUGGCAGACCCACACCCUCUGACUGCACCUCCCCCACUGUCCAGUGCAGGCAAGGGCUGAACUUUGGGGCUUUGCUGGGAGGGGGUGGGAGAGGUGAUAAGCUUCAAAGGAAAAGCCAAGACAAUGACUGCUGCUUGCUAUUGGCUUUGGAGGGCCCCAUCUUAGGUUGGGAUUGCCAGCUUGCAUAGAGGAGGUGGAAGGGCAGGAGGGGAGUCCCUGCCAGGUGACUGAAAGGACAGUGCUUGGUCCUUUCUGCAGGAUGCCUUGUUUCCUGGCACUGAUAAACUAGUUCUGUCACACCUUUUAGGAAAACACUGUCCCAAGAACACCAUGUGCCUUUUUUUGCCAUCCAAAUGGGCAGCGAAGAGGUCAGGAUAGGGACCAUAGAUAGCUCAAGGACAGGAUGGGACGGAGGGAGAUCCUUUAAGCAGGUGCCUUAAAGAAAGCUUGCAUUUGAGAAAGCCAUGAUUCUUGAAUUAACUGAGCUUCCUCUAAGUACUUUACCAACCCAAAGACCAUUUGGCUUGUUCUUCAAGGGCAAGAGACUGGAAGACAGAAUUCCCAGGGGACCUCUAAUUGACUCUGGCAGUGACAAACACCAUCUCUCCGUAUCCUUAGCCAUUCAGGUGGUUGCUUUUCUGACUGCCCCAGGGACCCUGAGGGGUUCCUGGUGUGUGUAUAGGGGACUGACUUUGAGCGCAAGAAGCUGGGUGACUGCAAGCUCAUACUUCCAAGAGCCAUCAAGUGGCGCAAGUGGAACUUCUUUGUCACCAAGAAACUCAUAUCAACAACCUGAGUUCAGGCCACAAGUGAGGUCACAGAGAGAGGGCUGAAUUUCACUUCCUUCUAUGAGGCAGGUUGUAUGCAUCUCAGGUUCGGCGCUGGCAGGAAUGGUAGGCUGUGGGGAAGGAUUUGAAGUUGUGGAGAUUAGUGACUCCACACUGAGCUGGGGAAUUCUGGGCACUUUGCUGGAUGCCGGACCUCUCCUCGGCUAAGCUGUGGUAGGCAGAUAACUCUACUCUGCUGAGAGGGCAGCUGCAAUGACUAACUUGGGUUUUUCUCCCCCUCUCUCUCCCAGGACACACUCUUACCACAUCGUUGAGCCUGUUUGUUGUGUUGAGCAAGCAGCGGGUGGAGACUAGAGUCUUGGGCGGGGCUUAGCAGGUUUGGAGGGAACCUGGCCGGGCUAGGAUUGCUGGCUUUUGUUUUUGCUGCCCAGCCUGGAGCUCUGCUCAGAGUGAGAUGAGAACUUGAUGGUUACUCCUCAGACCAGCAAGGGGGUGUGUGUGUGGUAAGCACUGUGGGUACAGCCAGUCACAGCACCCUCUGCCCUCCCACAGCCACUCACAGAGGCUAGUCUUGUUGACAUUUCUCCAGGUACCCUCAGUGCUUGUAGCAGCUGACCAUACCCGUGCUAUGGCUGAGAGUCAGUAGCAGUCCAACUGUGUGACUGUGACCAGCCUGGGUCAGAAGGAGGCUGAGGGGAAGGUGGCUCCAAGUGGGUACAGGGAAGAAACAUGGAGAAUCCUGGAACUGCGAGGCAGCCCACAUUUGGGGGUGGGUUGUCACCCUUGGCAAUGCUUUAUCUGUAGGGUUGACUGUCAUCAGUGCCUGAGCCCACUUCUCCACAUAAGAAGGGGGAGCAGGAAAGAAGGAAAGGGAGGGAAGUCCUUCCAGGUAGAGCCUGGGUGGGGGCAGCCUCCCGGAUGCCUGCAUUGCACCCUCACAGGGGAGAUGGAGCCACCCCAGUGUGUGGAGGAGCUGGAGGAUGACGUAUUCCAGCCAGAGGAUGGGGAGCCGGGGACCCAGCCCAGGAGCUUGCUCUCUGCUGACCUGUUUGCCCAGAGCCAGCUGGACUGCCCCCUCAGCCGUCUGCAGCUCUUCCCUCUCACGCACUGCUGUGGCCCUGGGCUUCGACCCACCAGCCAGGAAGACAAGGCCACCCAGACUCUCAGCCCAGCUUCCCCGAGCCAGGGUGUCAUGCUGCCUUGUGGGGUGACUGAGGAGCCCCAGCGACUCUUUUAUGGCAAUGCUGGCUACCGGCUCCCCCUUCCUGCCAGCUUUCCUGCAGGCUUGCCCCUUGGUGAGCAGCCCCCUGAAGGGCAGUGGCAACAUCGAGCAGAGAUACAGAUUGCCCGAAAACUCCAGUGCAUUGCAGACCAGUUCCAUCGGCUUCAUAUGCAGCAACACCAGCAGAACCGAAAUCGCGUGUGGUGGCAGAUCCUCCUCUUCCUACACAACAUUGCUUUGAAUGGAGAUGAGAACAGGAACGGGGCAGGUCCCAGGUGAGGCUGGGCUGCCCCCUUCGCAUGGGCACCAUGGAAGGACAUCGGCGAGGACUGAUACUGCGUCUUGUGAAGUUGUUGUUUUGCGUUUUUAUUUUUAAAAUUUCUCUGUGUACAUAAGACAUACCCAAGCAGGACCUCUUUCCCUGUUCAGGGCCUCAACCAGGAGUGGGGGCCUUCGUCAAACACUGUUGAAGUAGAGGCUGGUGUGUCUGUGACGUGGAACCUCCUAAGGGCUUGGACAAGUAGAUCCUUCUGUCAUCGGUUGUUGAAGAUGACCAGGUAGUGAUCUCCCACGAGUGGACUGUAGUUUUCCCACAGGAACUUAAGAGAUAGGAGCCUGGAUUAGCCUUGUGGUUCCACCAAACCUGUCAGCCUUCCACCGUGAAUGGAGCCCCUAUCCGACGGGUCACACUGCUUUAACCGCCCCCACCACCCCAGGGCCUCAGCCAGGGGCUUUCCAGCUGUGCAUGGCAACUUCACUAGGUCGGUCAGCCAGCUCCAUGUCUGGGCUCUCAUUGGGCCCAGGCAUCGCCCGCCCCAAGGGCUCAGGGAUUCUUGCCCAGCCCCUGUCAUCUCCAGCAGACCUCAGGGAGGGUUGGGUUUCUCCAUGGACCCUCAAAAAGUGCCGCAAAAAUGAACCAAACUUCUGGGUAGGCCUCACGUCUGCCUUGGUUCCACUUGGAAGCCCAGGAUUGGUCCUGAGGUGCAGAACCACUGCCCACUCUGGCUGCCCGGGACUGGCUGGGUGUCAACCAUGGAGGAGCCAAAUAGCCAGUCAAUGUGCUGUAGCCAGCAGCUGGUGCCUUUGUCGGGUCUUCUUUUGAAAGAGCCAGCCAACAGACUGCGUCCCACCCCCAACAGCAGCACUCUAGGGCCGGAAGAGACAGGACCGGACUGUGGAGGUGCUGGGAAACCAGGCGGCCAUCCCACCCAUAAGAGUAAGCCCUAGAGGAACCCAGACCCCUUGGUUUCCUUGGAAACCAGUUACCUCCUCCCUUUUAUCCCCAUUCCUUUCUCACACCUAGUGGGAUCCAGGAAGAAGCCAGCAUAGUGGCUUUGUCAGCUGAAACCUGUCUUUUAGAGUAACAGACCGUGAUCAGAGUGAGGAACUGUCAAAGCUGGGUGCACAUUUCCCGUCUUCCUUCAGCUUCCAGCCAGGCCAGAGAGGCAAGCUCUGGAACUCAGCAGGAUCACCACUGCCUCUGAACUCCUUCUUUUCUCUCCCUGCUGUGGCACUAAUGGAGAGAAUUUAAAGCAGCCCGCCUGGCAGAUCUGAGAGCAGACACAGGGAAUCUGAAAAGAUGCAGGGAAUCUGUUAACUGGACACCUAGAAAUUAAAUUAUCAUUUUUUCAUAUGUGAGCAAAGUUAACAUUGGUGCUAACGGUGAAGCAAGGCCCGAAGAAAAGAUGGCUUCCCUGGGCAGAGAAGGCCCCAGGGCUACCCAAGGAAACUGGAGGAGUCCAGAGCAGACUCUCAUAACUGAACAAGUCCCAGCUCCUCUGAUUGUGCAGAGAGGAGGUCUUCGUUACCACUGAAGGACACACUGAUCUGGAUGUACAGUCAGGCAGGUUGUUCACUGCACAAGGGCACCGGCAGAGGAAGGUGAUGGAAGCUAGAAUCUAGCCCAUGCUCUGCUCACUAAGUUGUAUGCCCUAGUGUCGGGCUGUGCCCACUUACAAGAAGGGUGCCUUUCCUAAUUUGCACAAAGGUGCCCUAUGAGCUCACAGUGGCUUGAAGAAGGACUUCAAUCUGUGCAUCAGCCUUGGUUUUGUUCUGCUUGGAUAUUCUAGAGGUAUUACCUACCUAUUCUUGGCCAGAAUUGUAUUCUCAGGGUGUGUACCAUGGUUUGUCUGCUAAGAAGAUAGGUUCCUUCUUAAAGAGAAGGAACCCAGGGAACAGGCAUGGAGACUGGUGCUGGGAUAGGCUGACCAUUGUGAAAUCCAGCCUUCUCUGUGGGUCUUCACACCAUUUUUCUGAUGUGCAGGGGACAUGUGUUAUUUUUCCCUCUCCUGGACCAAGGCUGUGACUGGCAGGGUGCCGGUAUAUCUUGAGUGGCACACAUAAGAAAACAGGAUUAUUUUUAUCAGCCACUUUUACCUCCUCUUAGCAGACUUGCCAUGUGAGCUGCGUGAGAGUGCAAAUAAAUGGUCCAGGCCUUGGUGCCUAGGCAAUGCCAUUGGCCUCAAGAGACCUUGCUGGGCUGAGCAGGAUGUCCAGUGGCCUGUCCUGAGAACUGAGCCCACAGUCUGAGAAGCUCAGUUGAACAUUGCACCUGGGGCUGGGUAGAGGGUGGUCUGACUGCAUUGUCUCCAUAUUCCAUGAAGCCAGGAACUAAUUCACUAUCCUAAGCAAGCCAGAACCAAAUGUGAAACGCCCCUCCUUCCCUUCCCGCCAGAACCCAGCAGGUAGAAUAGUCCCAGGAGGAAGAGGUUCCUCCUGGCUGGCUGUUUUUAAUUGGUGUAGCGAUCUAGACUGGCCUCUUCCCCCUCUGCUUGGUGACUUGGUCUGAACAUUCCUCAAGUUCAACCUCAGGAGACCCGUCCCUCCCCCUGGGCUCCCUCUCCCCAGCCCCCACCCCCAGGAGCUUGGCUGUCUCCAGUUAAGGGGUGGAGAAUCGGUUAGAGGGAGGGAGAGUCUGACCUGGCUCCUGACCUGUAACGGACUUGUGGAGCUUUUGUGGUUUGCUGAGGGUGGGGUUCGGGAGAGGGACUGGAAACUCUUCCCUGGUAGGAAUUGCCCUAUGGAGGGAAGGGAAGCCUGAUGUUCAGGGUCAAAACAACUCUCCUCAUUAAGAACCCCAGAGUAGGGGCUUCUGGAAGGUGGUAGAACUAGGGAGGGACCCCCCUCAGGCCAGCUGUCUGACUCACUCAGACAGUUCCUGGACUCAGCUGGGCCUCUAUGUUUGCCUGCUUCAAAGCCUGGGCUGGUGGAAGGCUGCCCUGGGGCCUUUUCUUGCUUAGUCCAAGGAUCACCUUCCUCAAGCUCCCAGGGCAGGGGGCUUAUGUGACAGGCAUGUCCUGAAUGCUCAGAGGGGCCCAGCUGACUUGUCUCUCUGUCCCCAGUAGCCCAGCCUCAUCCAAGGAUGGGUUGGACAUGGCAAGGAGGGACAUGGUCCAGCCAGGGCCUCCUCUACUUGGGGGCUGGGGAGCCACUGUGAUUGUCCUGGUUAGCACGCAGAGAGUUCUGAUGAAGUGAGGUGGGGCAAGUGAGGGAUAGCAGAAGCAGGCACAUCGGUUCUGUGGGGGCUUCUGCACAUUGGUGCUGCAGGGUCCCUCUGUGUGUGGGUGGGGACACCUUGGUGAGAGACCACUCAGGCUGACUCCUUAACUCAUUAGCCUGUGAAGCCUCCUGGGGACACUGAGCAGUGGGUGUCCAAGGCUGGUGGGCACUUUGAGCCUUGAGGGAACAGCAGAGCAAGCCAUGCACUUCGCAGAUGCGUCAGCCUCUCGGGCUGAAGGUGCUGAAGGCUGCAGGCUCCUAGUCUGCACUGCCCUUCUCUCUGCUCAGCAGACCAGUGCCUCUCCCUGCUCUGUGAGCAUCGCCCAGCAGGUUGCUCCAUCCCUGGGUCCACAAGGUCUGUGGGGGGAGACCUAGUGAGAAUGUAGCAUUUUGUCCCUCCCAAGUUAGCUGUCCUGGGUUCACUGCGCUCUGCCUCUGGGAGAGAGACAACAGAAGAGAGGGAGGGGAUGGGAACUCAUUGUUUCUAAACCUGUACAGGAUAUUUGGCUUUGUGUUCUUCACAUGCAUAUAUGUGUAUAUAUCUUUAUCCCCAUCAAUUGGUACAGUUUUUAAUAAAACCAUUUAAAGCAAAGC
Molecule: messenger RNA, 6655 nt
Organism: Odocoileus virginianus texanus
Lineage: Eukaryota; Metazoa; Chordata; Mammalia; Artiodactyla; Cervidae
Source: RefSeq, a predicted model, not a curated record